Paramacrobiotus metropolitanus is the source of this 2925-nucleotide messenger RNA. Its product is annotated as platelet-derived growth factor receptor alpha-like. The coding region runs from base 463 to 2634 and encodes 723 amino acids. The record is from RefSeq and is a predicted model, not a curated record. NCBI's taxonomy places the organism in Eukaryota, Metazoa, Tardigrada, Eutardigrada, Parachela, Macrobiotidae. Gene Ontology annotation, molecular function: ATP binding; transmembrane receptor protein tyrosine kinase activity; hydrolase activity, hydrolyzing O-glycosyl compounds. The transcript has 8 exons. Gene Ontology annotation, cellular component: signaling receptor complex. Gene Ontology annotation, biological process: multicellular organism development; protein phosphorylation; cell surface receptor protein tyrosine kinase signaling pathway.
UUAGCCAAUGCCGGCGACAAGAAACGUUCUGAAUUACCACGGCAUGUCGCUGCUUCAGGAUUAUUAUACGUAGGCGAGAACAUUCUUUUGUACUUAGCGACAAUAGUGUUGUACAGGUACAUUCUUGUAGCCUCUGGACCGGAUAUGUCACAGUGGCGUGCUUGGAUGUGAACUGGCAGGAGUAAAUGGAAACCUCCUUACUUUACAAAAUUAGCACACUUUAUAAUCUAUACUAACUUAACGUUGUUUCCCGGUUCCGUUGCCCGACUAGUACUCAAGACAUUCGACUAAACUCCUGAAGAGUUUGAAGUCAAGUCUAUCUUGAUAAAUCGACUCUGCAAUGGAAAAAUAGCACACCCGCUUUGAUUUUUUACGACAUUCAGAUAUUCUGGAAAUACAUUCUUCACAAGUUUCGAUGCGCAUUAUAGAAUCCGUGCUCUGCAAAUUACGGCAUAUAACGUCAUGGCACUCGGAUCUUUUCGACUACUGUUUUGUGUUGCACUGCUUCUUCUGUUCAUACGGGAAAUUAUGGGUGAAGAAAGUCUUAAAGAGGUGUUUCGUGAUGAUUUCGAUGGUGACACAGUAGAUUUAAGAAAAUGGUAUGUUUCUGAUACACCGUCCAAUGUCGACGGCGAGCUCCAGUAUUUUCUGCCUAACAAUGUAAUGGUUUCCAAUGGGACUAUGACGAUUACGGCCAAAUACAUUGGUCAAGACCGCAACAGUACCCCAGUGGAUGCAUUCUUUGCAAAUCGAAAUUACACAUCGGGAAUGAUUUACACCAUGAACAAAUUCUAUUUCAAAUAUGGCGAAGUAGAAUGGCGUGCUAAAGUAGCCAAAGGGAAAUCCAUUCUAUCGGUGAUCUUCCUCUUCAGUCCGAUGUGCACUCCCGUUUCCAAGUCGUGCAAAGGUUACUGGCCACCGUCCGUUACCGUAGUCGGCGCUUUAGGGGAGCAUCCCCGAAUGAUUGAAAUGAAAUCGUAUUACAUGGAUGGUCAAAAGCCAAGUUUAAUCAAAAGCAAUUACACCAGCACUGAAGAUUUCUCGUUGGACUAUCACACUUACAAACUAAUCUGGACAGAAACCUAUUUGGGAUGGUACAUCGAUGGGCACGAAGUGUACAGCAUUGCGGAAGUGAAACAAAUCCCGUCAGUUGUUUUGGGGCUGGUUAUGAAGUUGGGUGUUGGAGGCGCGUUCGCGGUCAAUCGCCAUCCGGACAAUUCCAUUUUUCCAGUGCAUUAUAUGAUAGACUACGUGGUUGUGCGCAUGUAUUCCAAUGGAUCUUUUUUUCUGGCGCUGAACGACGCUGACGCUGACGGAUCACCGUAUCUGGCUCCAGUCCUCGGCUGCGUUAUCACGUUUGUGGUGUUGUUAUUCUCCGGAGGCGCUCUGGGUGCCAUUGUAUGGCGCCGCAGGCAUGUUAUCAAAAAACUGAAAACAAUGGAGAUAUUAGCAGGGGGAAUGCGGAAGGACUCGAUGGAUAAUCUAGCAUACUCAAGCGUAGAAAAAUCAGAAAUGAACCCGGCAGUGAUGAAUUAUGUCCGUCUGCUGGAAGUUCCGCUAGCAAACAUAGAGAUGAGUAAUCUCGUUCUCGGAAGAGGAGAAUUUGGAGUUGUUUGGAAAGGCAUUGCAAACGGAUUAAUCAACGUUGCGUGUCCGGCAGAAGUUGCCAUUAAGACGGCGCGCGACAAAAAGAACCCACGACAUGUUCGCCAGCUGAUGGAAGAAAUGGCAAUCAUGUCAAAAGCCGGUCGUCAUCUAAAUAUCUGCAAUCUUAUAGGGGUGGUUCUUAAGGGGGAAACUUUGUUGUUAUUGGAAUUUUCAAGAUACGAUUGCCUAGCCAAGUUUCUAAAAUGCCAUCGCGAUGCUUGGUUCUACAGCCACACAAGUGCUACCGGUGACCUUUUGCCGUUCGACGACGACGAAGCCGACCGAUUGCAGUGCAUUCUGGAUCUUCAGCUAAAAAACAGUGAUAAUAACAAUAAAUUCGAUGGAAAAAUUCUGUCGACCAAUGAUCUUAUGAGCUUCGCUUUUCAAAUCAGCCGUGGAAUGGAAUACUUAGGCAGUCGCUCCAUAAUCCACAGAGAUUUGGCAGCGCGCAAUGUCCUUGUCUGUGACGGACGCGUGGUGAAAAUUGCCGAUUUCGGAAUGGCUAAGCAAACGCUCGAAUACGUUCUUAUGGAUCAACAGGCAUUUCUUCCGGUCCGAUGGAUGUCCCCGGAAGCGAUAACAGAGCGGAGAUUCUCUGUUCAAUCCGAUGUCUGGUCGUUUGGCAUUGCAGUGUGGGAGAUAUUUAGUUUUGGGGAGCAUCCUUAUGCCAACAUGAGAACGGACGUUGGGGACGUUGUGGAACUUGUGAAGUCACUGCGAGACGGUUACCGUAUGGAACGACCGACAUCGUGUCCAACGGCCAUCUACGAGUUGAUGGUUCAGUGCUGGAAUUUUGAUCCGAGACUACGCCCGGAUUUCACACAUUUGACACAGAGAUUACGAACCGUAAUUGGGAGGGAUCUGCUUUCAGCAUAUUUAUGUUUGGAUAUAUGCUACAGUCAAUUCAAUGAUCAGCAUCGGGAACAGCUGAAUGUUAUAAGCCAAGUCGCACCGGAAGCAGGGCAUAGUCACCAGACUGCCCUUUAGCAAUGCAUUUCUUGUGCUGUUAUCGAUAAAGCCAAAGUUAAUCAAUAGGUUGCUAAUUUUACAGUUGCACACUGAAAACUUUUUCUCGUCAAGAUACGCAAGAUACACCUUUAUUCUUUUUUUUGCACUAUAUUGUUACCGCAUGUUGGACUACAGUUUUCAUAUCUUCUUUACUCGCAUGAGGUGGUUCUCGUGGGAUGCAUUAUGCGGCAAGUCCGAAAGCGUUUGCGCAAGUUUUGAGGUUUAUUCGUUAAUCCCUUGCAGGAUUGCACUAUAAAAACAGCAGCGUUG